Molecule: messenger RNA, 1332 nt
Organism: Truncatella angustata
Lineage: Eukaryota; Fungi; Ascomycota; Sordariomycetes; Amphisphaeriales; Sporocadaceae
Product: Gtr1/RagA G protein conserved region-domain-containing protein
Exons: 2
Coding region: 224-1162 (312 amino acids)
Biological process (GO): cellular response to starvation; regulation of autophagy; positive regulation of TOR signaling
Cellular component (GO): fungal-type vacuole membrane; nucleus; Gtr1-Gtr2 GTPase complex
Molecular function (GO): GTPase activity; GTP binding
Source: RefSeq, a predicted model, not a curated record
GAUGUCAAGAACGAGGUCAAGAAACCUAAGAAGAAGAAGGUCCUCCUCAUGGGCAAGAGCGGUUCGGGCAAGUCGAGUAUGCGCAGUAUAAUAUUCAGCAACUACAUAGCAAGGGACACGCGGAGACUGUGAGUAUACCCGACUGGUGCGCCUCCAGUACACGCCGCCCUUGUGUCACCCUUGUGUCGCGCUUCCCGUGCCAUUUUGGAGCCCGGGCUUCUUGAUGUUGUCGUCGGAUUUCCACGCUCAAUUGCUGACCGUUUACACACACAGCGGUGCAACAAUUGACAUAGACCUUUCCCAUGUUAAGUUCCUUGGCAACCUGACUCUGAACCUAUGGGAUUGUGGCGGUCAAGAGGCAUUCAUGGAGAACUACCUUUCACAACAACGAGUACACGUCUUUUCCAAUGUCGGCGUCCUUAUCUACGUUUUCGAUAUAGAGUCUCGCGAUGUGGACAGGGAUAUGGCCACGUACGUCUCGAUAAUGUCGGCACUCACACAAUAUUCGCCUGCUGCCAAGGUCUAUGUUCUCAUUCACAAGAUGGACCUCAUCAUGACACACGUUCGCGAGGCCGUCUUCAUGGAGAGGGUACGGCUAGUGCGGCAGAAGACUUCCGAGUUCAGACAGGGAUCUGGAUUCUCCGGAGAGCUGGAGGUGACUCCCUUUGCAACAUCAAUAUGGGAUCAAUCUCUGUACAAGGCGUGGGCAAGCAUAAUACACGACCUCGUGCCCAACCUGUCAGUCAUCGAGUCACAACUAGAAGCGUUAGGCAUAAUGAUUGAGGCUGAGGAGUUACUCUUGUUCGAGCGUACCAGUUUCUUGGUCGUCUCUAACUGGACAUCGGAAGAAGGUCAAAACAAUCCUACCACAGAUCGCCAAGAGCGCAUCUCCAACAUCCUGAAGCAUUUCAAGCAGAGCAUAAGUCGCUUUACAGGAACGCCCAGGAAUGCCGAGCAGUUUACGCUCAUGGAACACAAGGCUGGUGGUCGGUUCUCUAUCUUCUGUCUGAAGUUCACCACAAACACGUAUUUGAUGGUGAUACUUCCCCCUGGCGAGGCGCGAUUCAAUGCGGCCAAGUUGAAUUGUCAAAUCGCUCGUGAGAGCUUCAAGUUCCUCGACGGUCCCAUAUCUGUAUCCGCCCAGGGACAGGUAGCCACUUGAGGAGUCUGUCGGAGUCAUAUGUUGGCAUGCACAACUUCAUGCAUCUAAUCCCCACUGCUCGGAACGAUGCCGAUUAUGGUUGAGCUUGGUAGUACCUGUUCGGCUUAAAAGCUACUAAACCGGCUAGCAAUACCAAGGGCAAUUAUGGUCUGCGCGCAUGCCUCACUUAG